AUGAAGGUAAAGCUGAACGAACAGGGCCUCGUGCCCGCCAUUGCCCAGGACGUCAACACCGGCAACGUGCUUAUGCUGGGAUACAUGAACCCCGGCUCCAUCAAGCGCACCGUCGAGGGCAUCCAGGUCUGGUUUUACAGCCGCAGCCAGGAGGACCUGUGGCACAAGGGCGAGGUCUCGGGCAACUACCUCAACCUUCGCGAAGCGUGGCUGGACUGCGACGGCGACACCGUCCUGCUGAAGGUUGACCCGGACGGCCCGACCUGCCACACCGGCAACACCUCGUGUUUCUUCAACCCGCUUGAGGGUCUGCCCGAGGGCUACGAGGACACCGACAGGGGCCCAGGCGUCCUGGGCGAACUGUACGCCACCGUCCAGGACCGCCAGCGAGAGAUGCCGGAGGGCAGCUACACCGUCCAAUUGCUUCAGGAAGGAGUCGGACGUAUCGCCCAGAAGGUCAUCGAGGAGGCCGGAGAAACCGCCCUCGCCGCUGCCCAGGGCGACACCGAACACCUGCCCUCAGAAAUCGCAGACCUGAUGUACCACACGCUCGUGCUGAUGGCGGCGACCGGCAUCAAGCCUGAGCAGGUCUGGCAGGAACUCCGCGACAGGCGCGGCUAG
Messenger RNA from Geodia barretti, 621 nucleotides. NCBI's taxonomy places the organism in Eukaryota, Metazoa, Porifera, Demospongiae, Tetractinellida, Geodiidae. The record is from the annotation of a GenBank genome assembly.